Molecule: messenger RNA, 940 nt
Organism: Cydia amplana
Lineage: Eukaryota; Metazoa; Arthropoda; Insecta; Lepidoptera; Tortricidae
Exons: 2
Coding region: 245-859 (204 amino acids)
Source: RefSeq, a predicted model, not a curated record
UGCAACCGGCUGCAGUGGUGUGCAAUCACUGCAACCUGCUGUCAAGUUCAAGAGUGGCCACGCGGCCCGAAGACAGGCAGAAUAGCCGCAGCCCUCGCCUCGAGCGCACGCGAAAAACAUUCCCAACGAACGCCGGAGUUUCAAAUACACGAGUGUUUUCAAAUUUCGAACCGAUUUGAAUUUUGAAUCAGUGCUUUUGAUUUUUUUUUUCAACUCAUCCAGCCAGUUCGCCGACCGGUCAGCCAUGCGGAACCUCUUAAGGGUAUCGGCAUUCCUGCUACUAGUCGCAGCGACAUGCUGCGUCCCCGCCCCGGCCUUGCGGCGCGACAACAGCCUCACGGUCGACGACAAGAAGGAACAGACCACACACGAACUGCUCAGCUCUCUAGGCCUCAAGAAACUCAUGGUGCCCGCCGCCCAUCACAGGAAACGAGUCGCCGAACAAGGCAGGCGGCACGCCACGGGAGACUCCAGAAUGUUCGUCAUCAAACUACCACCGAACACCAGCUACUAUACCCACGCUGACCCCGCCCCAGCAGCAGCCAGAACCCUACCUCUUCAAAUGACUGGCAACGGCAAACCAGCUCGAGUAUACCAUUGGAACCUCCCCGUCCUCCACAAACUAGCUAAAGACAGACCACAGGCACGGUUCGACGAUGACGUCGUCGACGUCGAAAGCACUCCGACGUGGCCCAAAGGCAUGAACAACCAUCCGAACUCAUUAGACUCUUUAGCGUACUAUGUUCCCGACAAGAAAACCUCGUUCAGAAAAUACUUCUCAGGAAACGGGAAGCCCAAGUCGUUCUACGUCCUGCAGAAAAACAAGAAUUCGGCGCAGUACCAUAGACUACUGCCAUAAUUCGUUGGUUUAUCUAUUUUUUUUAUAGGUGAUCUGAAAACGGAUGAAACUGAACGCAUCUACAAUGUAGACGUUUGCUAG